AUGGAUCAGGGAACCACCUUGCGAAAUUUUGCCAAGACGGUGGUGAAUCUUAGCAGUGGUUUACUCUUAGCUAGGCUUCCGAUUCCGAGAAUUCGGAAUGUCGGAUGUGUCGAUCUCCUUCUCAGCUUGGGAGACCCUGCCGGAGGACGAACCUCCGUUGUGCAUCGCAGUUCGAUGCGCUUUGGUACGACACAUUUUUGUGCGGCAUGUCAUGACGAUUUCCAGCGUUUAGUCUGCCUACCACGGAAUCAAUUUCCACCGUGUCCGGCAGGACCUCGUGCUACACCUGCUGAAGGUCCAUGCCCUCUGCGGCAGCCGCAUCCACCUCCUGGAGAAGAGUUCGCUCUUGGAUGCGGAAUAUGUCGCAACAUUAGCACGUUCUAG
Messenger RNA from Necator americanus (New World hookworm), 384 nucleotides. RefSeq lists its product as uncharacterized. Gene Ontology annotation, molecular function: ubiquitin protein ligase activity. The transcript has 2 exons. Gene Ontology annotation, biological process: axon guidance; regulation of synaptic assembly at neuromuscular junction. Gene Ontology annotation, cellular component: nucleus; plasma membrane. The record is from RefSeq and is a predicted model, not a curated record. The coding region runs from base 1 to 384 and encodes 127 amino acids. Lineage: Eukaryota; Metazoa; Nematoda; Chromadorea; Rhabditida; Ancylostomatidae.